AUGGAGGCUGGGCAACUUGUUGCCCCCAGGGAGGAUGUUUUGAUCUAUGGGACGCUGCCAAUCGCGCUCCUGGUGCCACAGCUCGGAGAGACGCCGAGCAGCCUCCUGGCGUUGCAUCGUAGCUUGACAGCCAAGGCCAUAGAGACAGCAGAUGGCGAACGUGUGCUGCAGCUGGACGCGCUGGCAAGCUGCCUGCAGCUGCCGCAGCAGCAGUGCGAGCUGCUGCUCAGCACACUUGCCGCUGUUGGCCCGCAGGGCAGCGGCGUUGGUGCGCCAGCUGCGCCGCUGGCGGCGGCAGGCGGCGUGAGCAUACACCAGCUACUGCUGUUCCUGUUGGCGCAGAUGUACGGCCGCGACGCGCACAAACCGGAGACCCAGGAUCACUGGCCCGACGCGGAGGCGCGGCUCGCCCGCGCCGUCAGCCCAGGCUCGCCCAUCGCGGGCGCGAGCCCCGUCGCCGGCGCCACCACGCGGUCGCUCAUCAAGGCCCAGAUCCAGCAGCGCCAGCGGCAGCAGGAGGCGCUCAUGCGGGGAUUUUCAGACUACCUACAUAAGCACCAGCGCGUGCUGCUGGAGUUGGUGCUGGACGUUCCGCCGCUCUUUGCAGGUCCUAAGGAGCAGCAGCAGCAGCAGCAGCAGCGGCGGGGGAGCAACGCGAGCUUAGGGGCGCCCGACGCGGACGUGGCGGCGGCCGCAGACGCGGACCCGCAGCAGCCGUCGGGGAUGGCCGUGGAUGGUGCGGGCGCCGGUGGCGCGGCGGCGGCGGCGGUGGCCGCAUCGCCUCCGGCCGGCGGCGAGGCGGCGGGCGCGGAGAGUGCGCUCGUGCGGGGCGGGUCGCUGCCCAGCCUCUUGGUAUCUGCAAAGGAGGUCGAUCGACUCAGCUUUUUGCUACAGCCUGCGGGCAGCGGGCUCGCCACCCCUGCGACCGGCGCCGCCGCGGCACCCGCGCCGGGCGGCGGCGACGGCGACGGCGGUGCGCCGGCGCCCGCGGCCGCGCCGCGGCUGAGCGCGUGCCUGCCGCAGUUUGCGGCGGGGGGGCAGGACGCGGUCAUGUUUGAUGAGGUGUACCAUUGGCUGAGCGCGAGCCUCCACGGCGCCGCCGCGGUGCCGCCGCCGACGCCCGGCGGCAGCUCCGGCGGCGGCCAGGGGGGCGCGUUCUCGGGCGGCGGCGGCAGCAGCGAGGCGCAGCAGUGGGCGGUGCUGGCGCUUCUCAGUGGGAGCGGCGGCGGCGGCGGGGUGGCGCCGGCGGCGGCGGGUGCUACAGCAGGGCAGCCCGCAGGGGUUGCGGCGUUGACAGGGGAAGCGGGCCCCAUGGACGCCGCUCCAACGCGGGAACAGCAGCAGCCGCAGCAGCAGCCGCAGCAGCAGCCGGCCGCCCCACCCUCGCCAGUCGCCGCGUCCGCCGCCGCGCCCGCGCCGCCGUCGCCCGGCGCGUCCCCGCUGCUCGGCCCCAACGGCCUCGGCGCGCACCCGCUGCUGAGCCCGCUGAGCCUCGGGCCCGCGGCCCACGGGAUGCGCAUCAACACGCACCCCGUCGUCGUGCGCGGCGUGGUGGGGGCGUCGACGGGGCACGUGGACGAGCGGCGGGUGCGGGGCGUGUACAGGGGGACGGUGGUGCGCGGUGAGAGCGACCUGGCGCCUGGGGGAGAGCUGCUGGUCCAGGACUGCGUGGAGUGCCACAUCUACAUCCUGGCACCUCUCAGGCGCGUGCUGAUUUCCGGCUGCAGCGACUGCGCCGUCGUCGCCUGCGCAGUGGGCACGCUGCUGCGGCUCGACAGCUGCGAGCGGCUGACGGUCACCGCGGCGGCGGCGCAGGUGACGGCGGUCAGCUGCCACAGCUGCACGCUCUACCUCGGCACGCCGCGGCCGCCGGCGCUGCUGGGGGACUGCCGGUUCAUGACCCUCGCGCCCUUCAACACGCG
Monoraphidium neglectum is the source of this 1922-nucleotide messenger RNA. RefSeq lists its product as hypothetical. The record is from RefSeq and is a predicted model, not a curated record. The annotation marks the transcript as partial. NCBI's taxonomy places the organism in Eukaryota, Viridiplantae, Chlorophyta, Chlorophyceae, Sphaeropleales, Selenastraceae. The transcript has 4 exons.